GCUGCGAGGAGCAAUUUAUUGUGACUUCCAUCAGGUCGAAAUGAAACGCGGCCAAACAGAAGGGUCAAGGACGCUGAAAUAACUCAAGGGAGGACGAGCUUAUCUGAGAUGCUAGAGCAGUUAUUCUCAGCAAGGGAUUUGCGCCGCUUUUAUCGCUACAUGCUUGUUUCAAUGUACUUAAAAAAAACAGCCUGACACUGAACUGAGUCGAAACACAGAUGCAACGGUUUUGUGCACCGCGCAUACAGAAAGUUAUACACGGGAUUACCAAAACAGAGCGAGUCAGUGUUUAGACAUUGUGAAACUUCAUCACCUGAGAGGCACAGGGGAGGCAGCUGCUCCCACAGACUUCAGGACUUCAUAACUGUAUAUACAAGAUCAUAUGAGUGCAGCGUUCAGUUCACCGUUCAUGAUGAUGCAGCGUCCGGUGGGAAGCACCACCGCUUUCAGCAUCGACUCGCUCAUCGGCGGUCCACCACAGCCGAGUCCGGGACAUUUCGUGUACACGGGCUAUCCCAUGUUUAUGCCAUACCGGUCAGUGGUGCUGCCUCCGCCACCUCCUCAGACCUUGCCUCAGAGCGCUCUUCCCGCGACCCAUCCGCACCACCCCAUCCCGGGCUUACCCAGCGGGUUCUGCUCCAGUCUGGCGCUCACAUCCACUCUAAUGGCCUCGCUACCCGGGGGCUUCUCCAGCUCGCCGUCUCAACAGCACCAGGAAGCAGCGAGGAAGAUCGGAUCUCAGUCUAUUCACGCCAUGUUCGACAAAUCUCAGGAUAUUCGUUUGGAUGGAGAGGAUGGAAAAACUUUUCCAAUUACGAAAGAGACAACGGCGCUUCAGUCAUUCCACGACUCCCAAUCGGUGCACACCUCUACAGUUCGAGGUCACAGCAAAGACGACCCGAAGGAGGAUGAGUGUCACAGGAAAGAUGAGAGCUUCUCCAUGGACAGUGAUUUAGAUUACAGCUCCGACGAUAAUGCGCCCAGCAACACGAUGUGUCAAAAAGAUGACGGAGACGCCAGCGGAGGACUGGACGAUAGUGUCCACGGUGGGAAUGGGUCCGGGAACACCACGUCUACCGGGAAAAACCGGAGAAGGAGGACGGCUUUUACGAGCGAGCAGCUCUUAGAACUGGAGAAGGAGUUUCACUGUAAGAAAUACCUGUCGCUUACAGAGCGCUCACAGAUCGCCCAUGCCUUAAAGCUCAGCGAGGUGCAGGUCAAGAUCUGGUUUCAGAACCGGAGAGCCAAGUGGAAGCGGGUCAAAGCGGGCAACGUGAACUCUAAAACCGGAGAGCCCUCCAGAAACCCCAAAAUCGUGGUGCCCAUUCCGGUACAUGUUAGUCGGUUUGCUAUACGCAGCCAACACCAACAGUUAGAACAGGCCAGACCUUGAUAUACCCAGGUUGAGUUGAGGGGCCAAGAGAAAUGAUAGAGAGAGGAAACAGGUGAACUUUUCUUGAAAAGCAGAUGUUUAUAGGGAAUCCAUGAGGAACCGGUUUAAACGAGUCGUUGAAACUGGGGAAAAGAAGAAACAAACUCUGCUCGAGCGAAAGUUUAAAACUAAGACCUCACUCAUACUGGGAGAAUUUUGGACCAAAUCACGAGCAAAUUUUAGUUCAUGAAA
Molecule: messenger RNA, 1624 nt
Organism: Xyrauchen texanus (razorback sucker)
Lineage: Eukaryota; Metazoa; Chordata; Actinopteri; Cypriniformes; Catostomidae
Product: homeobox protein GBX-2-like
Exons: 2
Coding region: 383-1393 (336 amino acids)
Biological process (GO): regulation of nervous system development; regulation of transcription by RNA polymerase II
Cellular component (GO): nucleus
Molecular function (GO): DNA-binding transcription factor activity, RNA polymerase II-specific; RNA polymerase II transcription regulatory region sequence-specific DNA binding
Source: RefSeq, a predicted model, not a curated record